GGCGGAAGUGAUCGUUCCUCACACCUCCCUCUAUUUGGGCCCUAUGUAGGCUAAGCUAUGGACUAGGUGUAUGGCGCUGUCGCUGAUGAAAUCCCUGCUCUGACGUCCCCCCAGCAUGGGCCCCACUCAGGCUGAGCUGAGCUCACUGUCGCUUCCCUUCACUCACUCCGGCCAGCGGAAUGGACUGAGAUGCCGCUGUGUGAGUCUGAGCAACUCCACAGCCACCCGAAGAAGAAGAAGAAGAGGAAGAAGAAGAAGAAGAAGAAGUCGGGGGUAAAUACGGAAAUAACCAGAGAUGGACAACAGUGACACGUAUUUACAUCUCAACUCACCUGGGGCACUUAACUCCUCCCUCUCACAGCCUCCACCAAUGAGCUCCAUGAUGGGUCACUCGUCUGUCAUCAGCACCUCACGUCCCCUCCCUUCGGCUAUGGGCUACUCGGUCAUCACUUCCUCUAUGAGCUCGCCCUCUGCCUCACUACCCUCCACUCCUGCCAUGGACUUUGGCGCCCUCAAUAGCCCACAGAUGAACUCUCUGAGCAGUGUGAGCAGCUCAGAAGAUGUGAAGCCUCCUCCUGGUCUGCUGCCUCUGGCCAAUAUCAACAGCUACCAGUGCACCAGUCCUGGCUCCAUGUCCAAACACAUCUGCGCCAUCUGUGGUGAUCGCUCCUCAGGAAAACACUAUGGUGUGUACAGCUGUGAGGGGUGCAAAGGUUUCUUCAAGAGGACCAUCCGGAAAGACCUGACCUACACGUGUCGAGACAGCAAGGAGUGUCUGAUUGAUAAACGCCAGCGCAAUCGCUGCCAAUACUGCCGCUACCAGAAGUGUCUGGCCAUGGGCAUGAAGAGGGAAGCGGUUCAGGAAGAGAGGCAGCGUGGGAAGGAGAAGAGCGAUAAUGAGGUGGAGUCGACCAGCAGUUUUAACGAAGACAUGCCUGUAGAGAAGAUCCUGGAUGCCGAGCUCGCGGUGGAGCCCAAGACUGAAACGCACACAGAUGACAGUCCAGGAAACUCUACAAAUGACCCAGUCACUAACAUCUGCCAAGCAGCAGAUAAGCAGCUCUUCACACUGGUUGAAUGGGCUAAAAGGAUACCGCACUUCUCAGACCUUCCCCUGGAUGAUCAGGUCAUUUUGCUUCGGGCAGGCUGGAACGAGCUGCUCAUCGCCUCGUUCUCGCAUCGCUCAGUCACGGUAAAAGAUGGCAUUCUGCUGGCCACAGGUCUCCAUGUGCACCGGAGCAGCGCACACAGUGCCGGAGUGGGUUCUAUUUUUGACAGAGUGUUGACUGAGCUGGUGUCUAAGAUGAAAGACAUGCAGAUGGAUAAGACGGAGCUAGGAUGCCUCAGAGCCAUCGUUCUUUUUAACCCCGAUGCUAAAGGCCUGUCUAACCCGGCUGAUGUGGAGGCGCUUAGAGAAAAAGUCUACGCCUCGUUGGAGUCCUACACCAAGCAGAAAUACCCCAACCAGCCCGGCAGGUUUGCUAAGCUCUUACUACGUCUACCCGCUCUCCGUUCGAUUGGACUGAAGUGUCUCGAGCAUCUCUUCUUCUUCAAGCUGAUCGGAGACACGCCCAUAGACACCUUCCUAAUGGAGAUGCUGGAAGCACCCCAUCAGAUAACAUGACAUAAGCCCCGCCCCCUCUUCCUUUUUUUUAUUGUAUUUGCAAACGCAUCCAUGUGAUAACUGGUAAUUAAUGAACUUGACUGAGGAUGUAAGCUAGACGUUUUGUACAGAGCACAGACGAGAUCUGGUGUGAGACAUGUGUAUUGGGGGGAGGGGGACCGGACAGGGGCGGGGGCAGCUCAUCAAGUACGCUGUCAAUAUGAAUUUGAAUAGAUUUGUUUUGUAAAAUAACUUUCUCUUGUAAAUAGAUCAUUUUCACGCAUCCAUGUGCUCUAACAGCAAAGCAAUGCAACAACAGAGCGUUUAUUUUGUUGAGGGGGAAAAACUACAGAAUUUCUACGAACUGCAUUCCUGUCUAAAUAAAAUAUUUAAAUGUA
Ictalurus furcatus (blue catfish) is the source of this 2001-nucleotide messenger RNA. It is a transcript of the gene rxrgb, whose product is annotated as retinoid X receptor, gamma b. Gene Ontology annotation, molecular function: nuclear receptor activity; zinc ion binding; nuclear steroid receptor activity. Bases 296 to 1624 code for a protein of 442 amino acids. The record is from RefSeq and is a predicted model, not a curated record. The transcript has 10 exons. Gene Ontology annotation, biological process: positive regulation of transcription by RNA polymerase II; anatomical structure development; cell differentiation. NCBI's taxonomy places the organism in Eukaryota, Metazoa, Chordata, Actinopteri, Siluriformes, Ictaluridae. Gene Ontology annotation, cellular component: nucleus; RNA polymerase II transcription regulator complex.